GGCAUAAUAGGCCUCUUAAAUGUUUUUACACCGCAAAAAACAUUAGAAGAAUUCCAAGAUGUUUACCUAGUAAUGGAGCUGAUGGACGCAAACCUCUGCCAAGUCAUUCAGAUGGAGCUGGACCACGAGCGGCUGUCGUAUCUGCUGUACCAGAUGCUGUGUGGAAUAAAACACCUCCACGCGGCGGGGAUCAUCCACAGGGAUCUGAAACCCAGUAACAUUGUGGUAAAGUCAGACUGUACCCUGAAGAUCCUGGAUUUCGGUCUGGCGCGGACAGCAGCUACGGGUCUGCUGAUGACACCAUAUGUGGUGACCCGUUACUACAGAGCCCCUGAAGUCAUCCUGGGAAUGGGAUAUCAAGUCAAUGUGGAUGUGUGGUCUGUCGGCUGUAUCAUGGCUGAAAUGGUCUGAGGUAGUGUAUUAUUUCCGGGUUCAGAUCAUAUUGAUCAGUGGAAUAAAGUAAUAGAGCAGCUGGGAACGCCAACCCAAGAGUUCCUGUUGAAACUCAACCAGUCUGUGCGGACCUACGUGGAGAACAGGCCGCGGUACACUGGGUAUAGCUUUGAGAAGCUGUUUCCUGACGUCUUGUUUCCUGCCGAUUCAGACCACAGCAAACUAAAAGCGAGUCAGGCACGGGACCUGCUGUCUAAAAUGCUGGUGAUUGAUGCAUCAAAACGAAUCUCAGUGGAUGAGGCUUUGCAGCACCCCUACAUUAACGUGUGGUACGACCCGGCUGAAGUGGAAGCGCCUUCUCCUCUGAUCACAGACAAACAGCUCGAUGAGAGGGACCACACAGUGGAGGAGUGGAAAGAACUGAUUUAUAAAGAAGUGCUGGAUUGGGAAGAACGGAUGAAGAACGGUGUUAUUCGAGGUCAGCCCUCCCCCGGUGCAGCAGUGAUCAACGGCUCACCCCAGCCCUCAUCCUCAUCCUCCAUCAAUGACGUCUCCUCCAUGUCCACAGAGCCCACCGUGGCCUCGGACACAGACAGCAGCUUGGAGGCCUCGGCGGGACCCCUGAGCUGCUGCAGAUGACUAUCACCCUCCCCUGGAGUCGCUCUCUGUGUGGCAUGGUAUCAGAUCUAGGCCAGUCUAAUACGUUCUUUCGGGUCUGAUUUGGCUUUUAUUUUUGAGUUGCACUCUAGAUGCUGUAAAUCACUAUACAGUUUGAUCUUUCUAGCAGCAGCAGCCCUAACAGACCGAUGAUAGUGAGCUCCUUAACAAAACAAACACUUCUUUUAUAAGCUACAUGUAGAGUAUUUUGUCAUGUCGUCGUAGAGUGAUUUUUUUUUGAAAGGUAAUCUGUAAAGAUUGA
This is a messenger RNA of Danio aesculapii, 1312 nucleotides long. RefSeq names its product mitogen-activated protein kinase 8B-like. Gene Ontology annotation, cellular component: nucleus; cytoplasm. Gene Ontology annotation, biological process: JNK cascade; protein phosphorylation. The record is from RefSeq and is a predicted model, not a curated record. Lineage: Eukaryota; Metazoa; Chordata; Actinopteri; Cypriniformes; Danionidae. Gene Ontology annotation, molecular function: ATP binding; JUN kinase activity.